Closterium sp. Naga37s-1 is the source of this 199-nucleotide messenger RNA. NCBI's taxonomy places the organism in Eukaryota, Viridiplantae, Streptophyta, Zygnematophyceae, Desmidiales, Closteriaceae. The record is from the annotation of a GenBank genome assembly.
AUGGCAGGCGGUGGUGAUGUGCGGGAAGCAAGCGAAAAUCAACGACAGGAGCAGCAGCAGCAGCAGCAGCAGCAGCAGCAGCAGCAAAUGGGAGUAGCAGCGGGUGAGGGGUUGCUGCACAGCCGGAGCGUGCAGGAAAUGCUGCAACCUCCGCUGCCCCAAGCCUUGCCUGCGCCCGUGCCUGCAGGCGGCUCGGCAC